AUGGAUUCUGAGUUCAUAGGGCGACAACUAAACGAUUCAGAAUGGUUUGUGGAAAGAAUUAAUGGUGAGGGAAAUUGUCUCCUCUCAUUUUUACCGAUGUCAUCUUCAAACACAGUUUUGAUGAUUGUCUUAAUUUCCUUGAAGCACUUAGUACCCAAUGUCUUCAAACUCACGCAAACCCAACUAACACAGCAAUGUCAAAGUCAAGGUUUCACUGAUAGUAUGUCAUUGAAUCGAAUUAAACUAAGAUUAAUGGACAUUCUACAAUCUCCUCAAGAAAUUAACCAAGUUCAAUUGGUAGAUUCAAAUUUGAAUUUUAGUUUCGACGUAUCUGCGGAAAUUACCGUUUCCAUAAAUAGUGUACCUUCUGAUGUUACUAAGGAUACGCGCUUUACGAUUUUGCAGAGUCUGUGUAUGCUUUUAUUAAAAUUGAUAAACAUCUCUUCCCAGUAUCAAUAUAUACAACGGGAUAUCCUAAACGAAAAGCAAAAGUGUCUAGAUUUUCUCUUGAGGUCUCUUGGUGAUUUAGAUGGCGGAAGUAAAAUUAUCGGUCAAUGGGCUCCUGAAAACUCUAAGAAUUGUGAAUCUCUGCAGCCAAGUACGGAUGAUCACGUAAUGAAAACACUACGAUAUAAAGGAAAAUUCCAGCAUCUAGAAUUAACAGCCGAUUCACUGAAAUCAUUGCUAUCUUUAAAGCAAAAUCUUCAAGCAGUAUCUCAGAUUGAAGAGUUUGCGGAAUCGAACAAAAAAGAGCGUGCCGGAAUUCUUGGAGCGAAUGAUCUUCAUAAUGAUGAUUUUGAGCUGCAGCUAGACCCUACAGAUGAGGCUCAACCAAAUAUCUGUUGUGAAAUUAACCCAAAGACAGAUUCUAAGACAACCGCCAUAGAAAGUGGUGCUGAUUCGCAACGUUACCUGGAGGAUGUUUUUGAACUUGAGUCUAAAUCUCCAGAAAGAACAAAGUCGAAUUCUUCUUUGGUGCAAGAAUAUCCACGAAAGAAAAGAAAAUUUGGAAAGGUUAGAAUCAAAAAUUAA
Saccharomyces paradoxus is the source of this 1032-nucleotide messenger RNA. RefSeq names its product Nej1p (gene NEJ1). Lineage: Eukaryota; Fungi; Ascomycota; Saccharomycetes; Saccharomycetales; Saccharomycetaceae. Bases 1 to 1032 code for a protein of 343 amino acids. The record is from RefSeq and is a predicted model, not a curated record. Gene Ontology annotation, cellular component: nucleus. Gene Ontology annotation, biological process: double-strand break repair. The transcript has a single exon.